AUGGAGAAGAAGGGAGGGCUACCUGAAUUUGGAGUCAUUAUUCAACCCUUGCCUUCAGAGGAAGAGAUGGAAGAAGCUUCAAGAAGAAGCGCCUUGGCCAUUUCGGAUCCUAAGGAAACUAUUCACAUAAAAUCUUAUAACGGACCCACCAGGGUUUCUUUAGAGGAUGUGGUAGCGGAGAAGCAUCCUGAAACGACUGAAGAGAAGAAGAAAAAAAAGAACAAGGAGAAGAGGGCAGAAGGAGAUGAAGAAGCUCAGCCAAGGAAGGAAAAGAAAGAAAGGAAAUCGAGUGAGAAGAUGGAACGCAGGCGGGAGGAGAAGCGCCUGAAGAAUAAGGAAGAAAAGAGAUAG
Messenger RNA from Benincasa hispida (wax gourd), 351 nucleotides. The record is from RefSeq and is a predicted model, not a curated record. Lineage: Eukaryota; Viridiplantae; Streptophyta; Magnoliopsida; Cucurbitales; Cucurbitaceae.